This is a messenger RNA of Drosophila simulans, 1161 nucleotides long. RefSeq names its product putative gustatory receptor 22b (gene Gr22b). Gene Ontology annotation, cellular component: neuronal cell body; dendrite; axon. Gene Ontology annotation, molecular function: sweet taste receptor activity. Gene Ontology annotation, biological process: sensory perception of taste. The record is from RefSeq and is a predicted model, not a curated record. The coding region runs from base 1 to 1161 and encodes 386 amino acids. The transcript has 2 exons. Lineage: Eukaryota; Metazoa; Arthropoda; Insecta; Diptera; Drosophilidae.
AUGUUAGGUUCAAGCCGCGAGAUUCGUCCUUAUUUGGCAAGACAGCUGCUGAAAACCACUCUUUAUGGAUCCUGGCUAUUUGGGUUAUUCCCCUUCACCCUCGACUCCGGAAAAAGAAUACGCCAACUCAGGCGAUCCCGCUGUCUAACUUUGUACGGCCUGGUAGUUAAUUACUUCCUUAUAUUUACUCUGAUUCGAUUGGCGUUUGAAUACCGGAAACAUAAACUAGAAGCCUUUGAACGAAAUCCUGUGCUUGAGAUGAUAAACGUAGUAAUUGGAAUGAUAAACGUUCUUUCAGCCCUGUUUGUACACUUUAUGAACUUUUGGGGCAGCAGAAAAGUUGGUGAGAUAUGCAACGAACUUUUAACUCUUGAGUAUCAAGACUUUGAAGGCCUGAAUGAGAGAAAUUGCCCAAACUUUAGCUGCUUUGUGAUUCAAAAGUGCUUGACUAUAUUGGGCCAGCUGUUAUCAUUCUUCACACUCAACUACGCAAUUCCGGGCGCUAAGUCCCAUAUAUGUCUAGUACUUCUGAGCUGCCUGAUGGAAGUUUCCCUCAAUUUGAACACCAUGCACUACCAUGUCGGAGUCCUGUCAAUCUAUCGCUAUGUAUGGCUGAUAAACGAACAUCUCAAGGACCUGGUGAGCCAACUAAAACUGAAUCCUGAGGCAGACUUUUCCAGGAUACACCGGUUUCUAUCUUUAUACAAUCGCCUUCUAGAGCUAAAUAGAAAAUUGGUGAUCGCCUAUGAAUACCAAGUGACCCUAUUUAUAACAGCUCAGCUAUCUGGAAACAUCGUGGUCAUUUAUUUCCUCAUUGUAUAUGGAUUUAGUAUGCGUACUUAUUCUAUCUUCUUGUUGGCCUUCCCGAAUUCCCUGUUAAUAAACAUUUGGGAUUUCUGGUUGUGCGUUUCCGUAUGCGAUCUUACCGAAAAAGCUGGUGACGAAACCGCAAUCAUACUAAAAAUAUUUUCUGAACACGAGCACAGAGAUGAGCAGCUAGAAAUAAGUGUCAACGAGUUCGCUUGGCUUUGCAGUCACCAGAAGUUCCGAUUUCAACUGUGUGGACUAUUUUCUAUGAACUGUAGAAUGGGCUUCAAAAUGAUCAUAACCACUUUCCUCUAUUUGGUUUAUUUAGUUCAGUUUGAUUAUAUGAACUUGUAA